AAAUCAUGUGAGUUUGUUUAGUAUUGAAACUCAUGAGAUUGUGGAAUAGUGCGUAAUUGUGAGAAAGAGAAACCAAAAGUUUUUUUUCAGUGAAAGGGUUUGCAAUAAAAACCGUUUUUUAAAAUACUUAUUAUUUCUCAUAAUUUUUGUAUUUUAUUCCAAAUAAAAUAGCUCUUUUCUUUUUGAGUUUCGUGACUAAGCCUAAUUUACCACGUAAAAUUUAAGGAUUUUGUAAUAGCUGUAGUGAAUGUGAUGUGAGAAUUCAAUGGUGGCAGCUGAUGAAAAGUUAUGCAAGCUAUGUAGUUCAAACGUUAUCCUCUUCUUCUAAAAAUGACUUAAAUUAUAUGCAUAUAAAACAGUUAUCAUUAUGGCUGACAAUUUUUUUGGCUUUAAUACAGAAUUGCCGUCAAGCGUGCUUGGGCGGAAAGGGUUAAAUGAGGAGUUUUUGACUGAUGAUGUAGAAGAUGAAUAUGAUGCGUUAAAUGAUGAAACUUUUGGUCAAGCUACUGCAGAUGAUGAUUGGGAAGAAGCUCAUGAGAAGUUAUCUGAAUUGAUCACUAGGAAAGAUGAUUUGGUCAGAAAUUCUGUUUUCAAUGAUUCCUUGUUGGAAAGUGAUGAAAGUCAAAAUGAAAUUGUAACUAAAAGUAUAUCUCAGCUAGGCUUAGAAGAUGACUUAGAUGAUCCUGCUAUCAUGACUGUUGCUCGUAAUUGCCAUAGUUUGGCACAUCUAAGGCCAUCGUAUAGAUCAGCUUCUCCUCCUCCACCAGCUAUUUUAGAAACAGAGGAUUGUGGCUCACCUAAGACUCAUUCUAUUUGGAGUACCACUCCUAAAGACAGUGGUAUAUCAUCAUUUUUGCAGUCUCUCAAUCCUAGUUCUAGCAGCAUUCCGCACAAGGACACUCCCAUGUACUUGAAUUCUGCAUCUGAUAAUGUUUUUAUUACACCUACUAAAGCAUGGAGAGCUGAAGAACUUGAGAAAGAUUUGCUCUCAACAGCUAAGAAAGAAUCAAUCCAAACAUCUAGUGGUAGUUGGCCUCAAGUUCCAUCAGUACUUCCAAAUAACCAUCAAAAUGCUAUUAACAAACUUUCAUCUCCAAGAUUCCCUAAUAAUUUAGGUCAAAAUCGUAAUAAGGUUGCAGUGGAUCGGAUGUUAACUAGAGAAGAAGUGGAAAGGCACUUGCAUUCAGAUAUGAGAAUGCGAUUUCCAGGUGGUGUUCCAAAUUUUCCUCCACCACAAUUAAUUCCUCCUGCUUUACAAUCAUCUGUGAUCUCUCCAAUUGGUUCAUCAAGGGGUAAUAGUAUAAAUGGGCCAAAUCAGUCAUCACCUGUUCCUCUUAGACCAAUUAGGGGUCCAUUGAUAGGAAAUAAUCCUGUGCCAGAUCGAUUUUUUAUUAAUGCAAGAAUGAAUAUGAUGCACAACCAAUUGCCAUUAAGGGGACCUAUGCCAAAUCUUCCCCCUGGUUUUAAUCCAUCAAAUUUAGGUAUGAAUCAUUCAAAACUCCUUAGUUUACCUCCAAGAAGCAUAGCUCAUCCUCUUCUGAAUAAACACUUCCAGUUUCCACUAUUAGUAUACAAUAGUUACUAUGAAAAUGAAGACGGGAAGCACAUGGCUCACGAAAUGGAAGAUGAAUAUGCUGGUUUGAUGACACAAAAAGAGAAAGAAUGGCUCAUAAGAAUCCAGAUGCUGCAAUUAAAAUCUGAGAAUCCUUAUGUGGAAGAUUAUUAUUUCACAACUCAAGUUGCUAGGCGAUGCCGAAAAAAGUUUACCGAAAAUGCUUCAAAAAAUGGUGGUGAUGCUCCUGAAGUAAUCCUUCCUGAAACAACCAAGCAUGAAAGUAGAACUUUUGUACCUACUCAGUUUGAAGGGUCAUUAGGUAAACUUCAAGCUGUGAGUGUUAACUUUCCUAGAAAAGUGUUAGAUAUUACUGUCACUAGACCGCUUGAAGAUGAAGAAGGGAAAGUAGUCACCAACCAGAGUCUUUUGAGGUAUCGCAGAUUAUUGUUGGACAUUGAAAAAUUGUACUGUUAUUUACUGGAGAUUGAAGAUGAAGAAAGAAGAAUCCUUGCUAAACCUGAAAGUGAAAGUGGUCAACAUUUGGUUAAUAUUGCAAAACUGACUAAAGACAUUUUUACUGGUUUAUUUAAUGAAUCUGAUGACUAUUUUCAAAACAUCAUGACAAUACGCAAAGGGCGUUCAUUGGUGAUGCGAGUUUUUAAGAUAUUUAACGUGGAGCAACAAGUGCAGUGUCUUGUCUUCCUCCUUCUAUACUUACCUGUAAUUUUGAAAAAGGACUUCAAUGAUCAUAUUUUAAUUCAAAAUAUUAAAGUGAUUUCUGAUGCAAUUCAGAAGUUUUCUCUAACUCAUUUGGUAAAAUUAGGGGAAACCUUGAAUAACUCUGCAUCUCCUGAACCAACAAAAAUGAAAGAAAAAGGCAACUUCAUCAAUGCUUUCAAAAAUAAGUUUGGUUCAACUGUGGUAUGUGCUAUGUUAAUGCGAGCAGAAUCUUUAUAUUGUGGUUUUGACCUCUUUGAAACAGACAUUCAAAACAGGUGGUUGAAAGUGAUAAAAAAUAUAGUUGAAUGUCUUUGCACUGUGUCAAAUUCUUCAUUGGCUGCUCCGGUGAUUCCUUGUAUAAAUCUUCUAAGUCAUUUUCAAAGGUUUCCUGUUGACAAAGAUAAGCUUGAUUUGCUCCAAGAAAAGAUAGAAAUUUUUGUGACAAAUUCAAAGCCUGAAGAUAUUAAAAGUGUGUGACAGAACUUGUUAUAAAAAUUAUGUAAACUAUAUUAGAAAGAAUCCAUUUUUGUGAUCAGAAAUUGCAGUAAACUGUGUAAAUUUCUUCAUGCAGUUUCUUUGCACUAGGUGAACAAAUUCUGGGAUUUCCUCUUGGGCCUGAAGGAAAGUUGGCACCUGUUUAUAUUAAUGACAACCACCAUCCAGUCAUUCUCUUUUUUGUUUUGUUUUUAAUUUAUCAUUGCAGCAAAGGGGUACACCUUCUUUUCUAAGUAUACAGAAUCUUGAAUAUUUCAUCUGAAUAUUUUUUUAGAUGUCUUUACACUUUUGUAUAAUAGCUGGCACAUACCAUAUUAACUAGCUUAAAUUGACCAUUUAAUUGACCUAGUUAAUUUGCAAGAAAAACAAAUCUUUAUAGAAAUUUCUUAAAAAUUUUGAUAAGUCUUAUGUUGGAUCAACGCCAGCUUUAUUUUCUUUUCUUCAUUACAUAAAAAAACUGCAUUUUGCUCUAGACAUUUGCCAUGUUGAAGGUGUACUCUUGCUGAGUGCUGCCAUAACUUUAUGUAAUGUGACACCCAAUAUGGUGCUCUUGAAUAUUGAAGGUCAUCAGUUCAUGACCUUAUUCUCCUGCAAGGCAUACAUAUGCUUGAGCCUAGUGCAGGGGAAUUUUCUUUUCAUGCAUCUCAUGUUCUGCACGAAAAUGUUUAACAUUUGAUGUAUAUUUUGUUAUACUAGUGCUUUUAAGUUGAAUUUUAUUUGAAGGUUUAACCUCUUUCUCAAUGUGUAGUUGUCCUAGCUAUUUAUUUGCAAUAUCUGCAACAAGUAGUUGCAUAAGAUUUCUCAUUUGCAUAUAAAUUUAGAUGUUAUUGUUGAAAUAUUGAAAUUAUUUAAUCUAAUGAAAAGGGUUUACUUUAUUCAAUGGCCUUUCCUUUGUAAUCUGUCUAAUUUGGUUAAUUUUAUUUUAAAUCACUGGCUUAGUCAUUGAUGUAUUGAGAACAAGAAUGCUAUUGGCAAAAGUGAAAAAUUUAAAAUGUAAUCAUUUAAAACACUUAAGUUCGAUUAUUAUUUAUCGGAUACAGUAGUGGGGAUUUAUUAUUGGACAAUAAGGUCACAUUAAAUAUUAUUUGAGAUUUUGAUGUAAAUUGUAAUAUUCGAAUCAUAUAAUUCUAAAAUAUAUUAAAACUGCACAUCUAAUAGAUUUUCUUGCAUACUACAAUCAGGAAAUGUGUAAUCAGAUUUUCUUGUUGUACUUUGUCGUAAUAGCUGGAACCAAACUUGGAAAUUUAUUUUGAAGAAUGAAUUUAUUGCAUGUCUGAUUUAGAAUUAAAUGCUUUUUUUUUUUUAACUUAUAUCACAAAACAUCUGUUAACAUCAAGAUACAUUAUGAAAAAAAGGUUUUCUAAGAAGUGUUCAUUUUGUUGUACAUGUCAAUCUGUUUUGGAUAAAUGUAUUUAACAAAAAAGGAUAGAUGUUUUAUUUUAACCAAAUAAAUUUUAUUUCUCUUUAA
Argiope bruennichi is the source of this 4238-nucleotide messenger RNA. RefSeq names its product protein PAT1 homolog 1-like (gene Patr-1). Gene Ontology annotation, cellular component: P-body. The record is from RefSeq and is a predicted model, not a curated record. The coding region runs from base 368 to 2752 and encodes 794 amino acids. Gene Ontology annotation, biological process: P-body assembly; deadenylation-dependent decapping of nuclear-transcribed mRNA. The transcript is spliced from 17 exons. Gene Ontology annotation, molecular function: RNA binding. Lineage: Eukaryota; Metazoa; Arthropoda; Arachnida; Araneae; Araneidae.